Messenger RNA from Anisakis simplex (herring worm), 630 nucleotides. The record is from the annotation of a GenBank genome assembly. NCBI's taxonomy places the organism in Eukaryota, Metazoa, Nematoda, Chromadorea, Rhabditida, Anisakidae.
AAAUUUGCAUACUUUGCAUUCUCUUACCAUCUGUACAAAUACCUCGAAAUAAUCGCUCUUAUGAUAACUCAGAAAAUCUCUUUCGGAACGGUCCUGAUUCAAAAUUCAUUUCAAACUUAUUUGUGGUUAUUGCAGGUAACAGAUUUUAUCUUGAUACAUGAGACACGCGGCCAACCAGACGGCCUUAUCGUGUGUCAUUUACCGUUUGGUCCAACCGCAUAUUUCAAUCUUUCAAAUGUGGUGAUGAGGCAUGAUGUGCCCGAUCGUAAAACUAUCUCAAUGGUGUACCCGCAUCUCAUCUUCAAUAAUCUCAACUCCCGUCUUGGAUUGCGGGUUACGUCGAUUUUGAAGUAUCUCUUUCCUGUACCCAAACCAGAGAGUCGCCGUAUUAUGACGUUCAGCAAUGAUGAUGAUUUUAUUAGUUUUCGACAUCACGAAUAUUCGAAGAAUGAACAUGGUGAAAUUGAGUUGGAGGAAGUCGGACCGAGAUUUGAAAUGCGACCGUAUUGCAUAAAACUGGGGACACUGGAGAACAUUGAGGCUGCCGAAACUGAGUGGGUGCUGAAGCCAUAUAUGAAUACGGCAAGUAAAAGACAACUGUUAUCGGUUCAUGAUGAGGAUAGUGAAUGA